AUAUGUAGAUGUUUGAAGACAUCAAACCAAAUGAAAGAUUAGCAGAAACGUCAAAUCUAUCAACAUCUAUAUGUCUAAAUGCAUUUAUUACAAUUUUUCUUCACGAAACUCAAAGUGUAAAUAAAAAAUUAUCCAUGGAGGAACAAGUUGUUACAGAAGACAAGGCUACUUUGCCCAUUAGAUACGAAUGGUAUCAAACUGAUGCAGCUGUUAUAAUAACUGUUUUAGUAAAAAACGUAAAAGAGGAUUAUUUACAAUUAACAAUUUCGACUAAUCAAGUUUCAAUAAAGAUAUCUCAUCCCGAUUUUGAUAUUUGCGAUCUGUGUUUAAACUUAUCUAAUCCUAUAAUAGUCGAACAAAGUAGUUAUAAAUUAACGCCAUAUAAGAUUGAAAUCAAAUUAAAAAAGAGCGAAGGAUUGAGAUGGGAAAAAUUAGAAGGAGCUCCAAAGAAUAAAGAAAUAAAAGUGAUCCCUAAGGAACCAGAACCAAUCACUAGUGGUCCACCAGCUUACCCAACUUCAAAGAAAGGCACAGACUGGAAUAGAGUUGUAAAAGAAAUAAUGGAAGAAGAAGCAAAAGAAAAACCAGAAGGAGAUGAUGCCGUCAAUAAAUUAUUUCAAGAAAUUUAUAGCAAUGGUGGGGAUGAAGUUAAACGUGCUAUGAACAAGAGUUUUAUGGAAAGUAAUGGUACAGUUCUGAGUACUAAUUGGAAUGAAAUCAGUAAACAGAAGGUAGAAGUUAAGCCCCCGGAUGGAAUGGAGUGGAAAAAAUAUUAAAAACAACUAUUUACAGAGAAAUAUUUUUUUUAGUUUAUAUUCAUUUUUGGAAUGUGAAAAUAAAAAUGAUACUUUAUUCAA
This is a messenger RNA of Diorhabda sublineata, 857 nucleotides long. Its product is annotated as protein SGT1 homolog. The coding region runs from base 9 to 776 and encodes 255 amino acids. The transcript has 5 exons. Gene Ontology annotation, molecular function: protein-folding chaperone binding. Lineage: Eukaryota; Metazoa; Arthropoda; Insecta; Coleoptera; Chrysomelidae. The record is from RefSeq and is a predicted model, not a curated record. Gene Ontology annotation, biological process: protein stabilization.